GAUAACAAAACACAGGACCAGAAGAGAGAGACAGUUUGUGUUUGUCCGAUGAUCGUUGAGCUCCCACUGUCGUCGGUCGUUCCAGUGAAGUGCCGGAGGUGCUUGAAGCUCUCUCUCCAGUCCACUGAGAGAUGUGGCUAUUGGGGUGGAAGGGGCCGUCCGGGUUCUCCGCUCGGUCAACCGCCGAGGAAGUCACCCAUGGAAUCGAUGCCUCUGGUCUCACCGCCAUUGUCACUGGUGCAUCAAGCGGCAUCGGGGCCGAGACGGCCCGAGUUCUCGCAUUACAUGGGACCCAUGUCAUUAUGGCCGUCAGGAAUAUGGAAGCUGGUUGGGAAGUCAAGGAGGCUAUACUGAAGGAACUUCCAUCUGCUAAAAUUGAUACUAUGGAGUUGGAUCUCAGCUCGAUGGCAUCCGUCAGGCAAUUUGCAUCAGAAUAUGUAUCCUUGGGCCUUCCCUUGAGUAUCCUUAUAAAUAAUGCAGGGAUGUGGGGAACUCCUUUCAUGCUUUCUCAAGACGGUAUCGAGCUACUGUUUGCAACCAACCAUUUGGGUCAUUUUCUUCUCACGGAUCUUCUGCUGGAGACAAUGAAGAACACAUCAAGAGAAAGCAAUAGAGAAGGGAGGAUUGUUAAUUUGUCAUCGGUGGGUCACCGUCUCGCUUAUCGUGAAGGCAUCCGUUUUGAUAAGAUCAACAAUGAAUCAGAAUACAACAUCAUGCUAGCCUAUGCACAAUCAAAGCUUGCGAACAUACUUCACAGUAAUGAGCUAUCAAGGCGCCUAAAGGAGGAAGGGGUCCAAAUAACUGCCAAUUCAGUUCAUCCCGGAAUUAUAAUUACCAAUAUUGGGCGUUAUCGCGUUUCCUUUGUUUCAUCUAUUGUUAGCUCGAUCCUUAAAUAUGUACUCAAAAACAUCCAGCAGGGAGCAGCAACUACGUGUUAUGUGGCUUUACAUCCUCAAGUCACAGGGGUGACCGGAGAGUAUUUUGCAGACAGUAAUAUAGUGAAACCGAGUAAUCUUGCCCGAAAUGCUGAUAUGGCAAAGAAGUUGUGGGAUUUCAGCACAAACUUGAUCGAACCCAAGUAAAUCGGGCUUCUUGACCUAGGAUCUAUGGCCUUGCUGCAACCAGAGUUGCUGAGAUAACGAGAGAUGUGGCAAGAAAUUGGGAAGUCGGUAACCUACCUAAAACUUGUAUUGAUCGUGGCAAUGUAGAGUUGAAUGUUUUCAAUGUCGAGGAGUCUUUAUCGUAAGUUGUUCAUGUCGCCUGGACAAUCGUUUCUUUAACCAUUGCGACCAAGCUGAAAUAUUGUCAGAAAUCGCUAAUCCUUACCACGAAAAGCUUUAUCA
Punica granatum (pomegranate) is the source of this 1343-nucleotide messenger RNA. NCBI's taxonomy places the organism in Eukaryota, Viridiplantae, Streptophyta, Magnoliopsida, Myrtales, Lythraceae. The record is from RefSeq and is a predicted model, not a curated record.